UCAUGAACGGGGAGGAUUUCAGGAGUAAAUUAAGGGAAUUUCAUUUAAGAAGUAAAGAAUAAAGUACACAGGAUUCAAGAGUUAUUUUAGAGGAUGAAAAAAAGAUGAAUAAUGCCUGUUGUGUAAAAUUAUAUUUAGAGGAUCAUACAAUAGGUAUAUAAUUAUUAUUAAUGUCUUUUUAAGGUAAUUUAACUAGAAUGAACCUAUUAAAGUAAAAGGAAGUGACAUUUUCUGGAUAUAGACAGAUUCAUCCACUUUAACAUACUAUAGAGAUUAAGGUUCAAACUAAUGGAUCUAUCAAACCAUAUGAUGCUAUAUAAAAAACACUUUCAGAUUUGAUUGAUGAAUUCAAAAAUUUAGAAGAAGAAUGGGCAAAAAAGGUUGCUGAAAAAGAGAAACAUUAAAUGAAAUUAGAAAUAUGAAUAAUAUUAUAAAUAAUAUACAUGUAAUAAUAGAAUGUAAUUUAAGAUGGACAAUCUGUUGACGAAAACAUUUUAAAACUCUAUCAAUUAUUAGAAUUUAAAGGAAAAGGUGCUUAUGGAGUUAUUUGGAAAGCAAUGGAUCGAUAGACUAAGAAAAUUGUUGCUUUGAAAAAGGUUAUUAAAAAUAGGUAUCAUGAAGGUUUUUGAUGCUUUUUCAAAUGAUACUGACGCAUAGAGAACAUAUCGAGAAGUUAUUUAUCUAUAAUAAUUGACGUAGCAUGAGAACAUAGUUAAAUUGCUACACAUUCACAGAGCAAUUAAUAUGAAAGACCUAUAUAUGACAUUUGAAUAUGUAGAAUCAGAUCUUCAUAAAGUAUAAAUAAGACUUAUGUUAGGUCAUAAGAGCAAAUUUACUUGAAGGAUAACAUGUAAUAUACAUCCUUUACUAAAUAUUGAAAUGUCUCAAAUAUAUUCAUUCAGGAGGUUUAAUUCAUAGAGAUUUGAAGCCAUCAAAUAUAUUAAUAGAUUCUGAAUGUAAAAUUAAAUUGGCUGAUUUUGGAUUGGCAAGAUUGGCAACUGAUAUAGAUGAAUUUACAGUAAUGACAGAUUAUGUUGCUACAAGGUGGUAUCGUUCUCCAGAGAUACUUUUAGGAUCUCCUAUUUAUAAUAAUUCUGUUGAUAUGUGGAGUGUAGGUUGUAUAUUAGGAGAAAUGGUUCUAUGUAAAUCUAUCUUUACUGGUUAAUCAACCUUAAAUCAAUUAGAAAAAAUUGUAGAGGUUCUUGGUAAGCCAUCAUAAGAGGAUUUAAUACAGAUAAAUGCUCCAAUAGCUGAUAAAAUAUUUAGAGAAAUAUAGAUGCCUAGAAGAAAGUCAUUAUUUACUUAUAUCAAAUCUUCAGAUACAAUAAUUGAUUUUAUUAGUAAAUGUUUAACUUGGAAUCCAAAUAAAAGAAUGACAGUUGAUUAAGCACUUUAACAUCCAUUAUUAAAUGAUUUUAGAGGUACUGAAAAAGAGAAUAAUUAUCCAUCUAAAAUUACAAUUGAGUUAUCUGAGAAUAUUAAAUUAGAUAAAAAGAAAUAUAGAGAAAUCUUAUAUAAAAUGGAUGUAAAUUAUUAAAAAUAGCAAUAUAUUAAAUAAUUAAGUAAUGAAGAAUAAAUUCCAUCAUCUAUUAAAAAUAAAAAACUAUCUAAUUAGAUUUAAUAAACUUAUCAAAAAUAUUUAAAUAAUGGAAUUGACACUAAAUUUUAAAGAGUCUCGAAAUCUUCAUCUAAAUAAAAUCAAUUACAUUAAAAUUAUUAAUCUUAAAUGGAUAUUUAAAGUUAAAUUCUUUUAACAUAAUCUAUUUAAUAAUAAAAUCAAUAAAUUAUGAAAUAAAAAAUGUUAUAAAAUAGAAUUAAGACACUACCUGAAAAUUAUGUUGAUGUAUUGAUUCCAACUGAACCAAAAAGUCCAAAUAGAGAACGUUAUUUCUCUUAAAAUAAAAUAACAGCUCAACCUUAAAUUCCUCAAUCAUCCACUCCCAUCAGAAGUAAAUCAAUGAAAAAUAGAUUAUAUAAUGAAUCUGCUGAUAAUUGUGUUUAAAUAAAAGAAAAUGAAUCUAAGAAAAAGUUACUUACUGCAUAUUUAAAUCAAAAACCCAAAAGACCUAUUCUCUAUAAUUUUAAAAAGACAAUCAUUCGUAAUAAACUCAACAUGGAUCAAUACCUCAUUAAAAAACAUCAUGGCCAAUUAAAUAAUAUGGAUACUUCAAGUAUGGUCUCAAUAGCUAAAUGA
Paramecium pentaurelia is the source of this 2194-nucleotide messenger RNA. The record is from the annotation of a GenBank genome assembly. Lineage: Eukaryota; Ciliophora; Oligohymenophorea; Peniculida; Parameciidae.